ACUGUUUUGUCUAAAAGGUUUGUGCCAAAUCAUGUCAACUUUCCUUUUGAAAAGCUUGGGAUCAGUCAACAGAGGAGUAUUGGCUACUAAUUCUAAAUGUGGUCUUGGAGUUCAAUGUUUAUCAACUACUGGAGUGCUGAAUAGUCCUCGUAAAACAGUACCCGAUCGAACUGGCAAGAACAUAGUGUUUGUUGAUGGUGUCCGCACACCAUUCUUACUAUCAGGCACCGAUUAUGCGAACUUAAUGCCACAUGAAUUAGCAAGGCAUUCAUUGCUUGGAUUGUUGAAGAAAACAGGAGUUCCAAAGGAAGUUGUGGAUUACAUUGUUUAUGGGACAGUAAUUCAAGAGGUGAAGACUAGUAACAUUGCCAGAGAGGCUGCUCUCUGUGCUGGGUUUUCUGACAGGACACCAGCUCACACUGUUACUAUGGCUUGCAUUUCAAGCAAUCAAGGCAUCACCACAGGUGUUGGUCUAAUUGCUGCUGGAGUGUAUGAUGUGAUUGUUGCUGGUGGCGUGGAAUUCAUGUCAGACAUUCCUAUCCGCCACUCUCGCAAAAUGAGAUCUCUGUUGUUAAGAGCAAAUAAAGCAAAAACACCUCUGCAGAAACUUCAACUUCUUGGGAGUAUUAGGCCGGACUACUUGGUACCUGAACUGCCGGCAGUAGCAGAGUUCUCGUCAGGAGAGACAAUGGGCCACUCUGCAGACAGGUUGGCUGCAGCAUUCAAGGUGACAAGGCAGGAGCAGGACGAGUACGCCCUCCGCUCUCACACACUUGCCCAGCAAGCUAGUGACCAGGGCUACUUCACCGACUUGCUGCCAUACAAAGUACCAAAUUCGGACAAAGUUGUGACAAAAGACAACGGGAUCCGAGUGUCAACGCCAGAGCAGUUGGCCAAAUUGAAGCCUGCAUUCAUUAAACCUCAUGGCACAGUAACAGCAGCAAAUGCCUCCUUCCUGACUGAUGGUGCAUCUGCUUGCUUGAUUACAACGGAGGCAAAAGCUAAAGAACUGGGCCUGACUCCUAAAGCUUACUUAAAAGAUUUCAUCUAUGUUUCUCAAGAUCCUAAAGAUCAGCUUCUUUUAGGCCCUGCAUAUGCAACACCUAAAGUGCUGGCCAAGUCUGGAUUAGAUCUGAAGGAUAUUGAUGUUUGGGAAUUCCAUGAAGCAUUUGCAGGGCAGAUAUUGGCUAACCUGAGAGCCAUGGACUCUGACUGGUUUGCACAAAAGUAUAUGGGACUGAACGCGAAGGUGGGUGUUCCUGAUCUGAAGAAGUUCAAUGCCUGGGGAGGUUCAUUGAGCAUUGGGCACCCGUUUGCUGCUACUGGAGUGCGGCUGACUGUCCAUGCAGCCAACAGGCUGAUACGAGAGGAUGGGCAGUUUGCCCUCAUUGCAGCUUGUGCUGCCGGAGGACAGGGUGUAGGCAUGCUUGUUGAACGUCAUCCAGAUGGAAAGGCUACAUAAGUGAAGAACUGAACUAUUUAAUACACUUGUAAUGCCUAAAUACAUAUUUUUGUACUUUUAUGCCUUUGUACUACACUACUUCUGAUUGUUUAUACUUUAUCCUGUGAAUUUAUUAUGUAUCCAUAAAAAUAAUAUUAUAUUGCUGUUUUUAUGUUA
This is a messenger RNA of Homalodisca vitripennis (glassy-winged sharpshooter), 1618 nucleotides long. RefSeq names its product trifunctional enzyme subunit beta, mitochondrial-like. Gene Ontology annotation, biological process: fatty acid beta-oxidation. Lineage: Eukaryota; Metazoa; Arthropoda; Insecta; Hemiptera; Cicadellidae. The record is from RefSeq and is a predicted model, not a curated record. Gene Ontology annotation, molecular function: acyltransferase activity, transferring groups other than amino-acyl groups.